UCUCGCGGGCAGCCGCUGCCGCCGCCGGGGGAUGCUGCCGUCCCGCUAUGUUUGGCCCCGGCGGUUCUGAUCCCUGACUAAACAUGGCGCUGGGCUCGGCCGCGCUGCCCGCUCGGAACAUGGCGGGGGGCGGCCGGGGGGCGCGGGUCCUGCUGCUGCUGCUCCUCAGCGGCUGCUGGGGCGAGCAGCCCCCGGCCGGGGGCAGCGGGGCGCCGGGCGAGGCGGAGGAGACGGUGAUCAUCGGGCUGCGGCUGGAGGACACGGACGACGUCUCCUUCAUGCAGCGGGGCGCGCUGCGGGUGAGCGAGCGGACGCGGGUCAAGCUGCGGGUCUACGGGCAGAACAUCAACAACGAGACCUGGAAGCGCAUCGCCUUCACCGAGCACGAGCAGCGGGCGGGCGGGCGGCCGCCGGCCGAGCAGGAGGACGGGCCGCGGGAGAGCAGCUCCCCGCAGCGCUGCGGCAUCCGCACCUCGGACAUCAUCAUCCAGCCGCACAUCGUGCUCAAGCGCCGCACCUCGGGCAUCAUCGAGAUCGACAUCAAGCCCCUGCGCAAGACCGAGAAGAGCAAGUCCUACUACCUGUGCGUGUCGCGCCCGGCCGCGCUGGAGGCCGCCGGCCCCGAGACCACCUGGGUCUACCACGACGGCGAGGACACGAAGGUGAUCGUGGGCGAGGAGAAGAAGUUCCUGCUGCCCUUCUGGCUGCAGGUGAUCUUCAUCUCCCUGCUCCUCUGCCUCUCGGGCAUGUUCAGCGGCCUCAACCUGGGCCUCAUGGCUCUGGACCCCAUGGAGCUGCGCAUCGUGCAGAACUGCGGCACCGACAAGGAGAAGAACUACGCCAAGCGCAUCGAGCCGGUGCGCCGCCAGGGCAACUACCUGCUGUGCUCCCUGCUGCUGGGCAACGUGCUGGUCAACACCACCCUCACCAUCCUGCUGGAUGACAUCGCCGGCUCCGGGCUGGUGGCCGUCGUGGUCUCCACCAUCGGCAUCGUCAUCUUCGGCGAGAUCGUGCCGCAGGCCAUCUGCUCCCGUCAUGGCUUGGCCGUGGGUGCCAACACCAUCUUCCUCACCAAGUUCUUCAUGAUGAUGACCUUCCCAGCCUCCUACCCUGUCAGCAAGCUGCUGGACUGUGUGCUGGGCCAGGAGAUCGGCACCGUCUACAACCGCGAGAAGCUGCUUGAGAUGCUGCGGAUCACCGACCCUUACAACGAUCUGGUCAAGGAGGAGCUUAACAUCAUCCAAGGGGCGCUGGAGCUGCGCACCAAGACAGUGGAGGAUGUGAUGACCCCACUCCGAGACUGCUUCAUGAUCGCUGCUGAGGCUGUUCUGGACUUCAGCACCAUGUCUGAGAUCAUGGAGAGUGGCUACACUCGCAUCCCCGUCUUCGAGCGUGACCGCUCCAACAUUGUGGACCUGCUCUUCGUCAAGGACCUGGCCUUUGUGGACCCAGAUGACUGCACCCCGCUCAAGACGAUCACUCGCUUCUACAGCCACCCACUGCACUUUGUCUUCAACGAUACCAAGCUUGAUGCCAUGCUGGAGGAGUUCAAGAAAGGCAAAUCUCAUCUGGCAAUAGUACAUCGAGUCAACAAUGAAGGGGAAGGAGACCCUUUUUAUGAAGUCCUGGGGAUUGUCACGUUAGAAGAUGUGAUUGAAGAAAUCAUCAAGUCUGAGAUUCUAGAUGAAACUGAUUUGUACACUGAUAACAAGACGAAAAAGAAAGUAGCCCAUCGGGACAGGAAGCAGGACUUCUCUGCCUUCAAACAGACAGACAGUGAGAUGAAGGUUAAAAUAUCACCACAGCUCCUCCUGGCAAUGCACCGUUUCCUGGCAACAGAAGUAGGAGCAUUUGGCCCAUCCCAGAUGUCAGAGAAGAUCCUCAUAAGGCUCCUAAAACAUCCUAAUGUCAUCCAGGAGCUGAAAUACGAUGAAAAGAACAAGAAAGCCCCAGAAUACUACCUCUACCAGAGAAACAAGCCUGUCGACUACUUCAUUCUCAUUUUACAGGGGAAAGUGGAAGUGGAGGCUGGGAAAGAGGGAAUGAAGUUUGAAGCUGGUGCUUUUUCCUAUUAUGGGGUGAUGGCCCUCACAACAUUGCCAGUUCCCUUGUCCCUGUCUCGUACCUUUGUUGUCAGCAGAACAGAAUUAUUAGCAGCAGGUUCUCCAGCUGAAAACAAGUCACCCCCUCAUCCUUGUGGCUUGAACCAUUCGGACUCUCUAAAUAGAGGUGAUCGCAUUGAAGCGGUGACACCAACGUUGGGGAGCAGCAACAACCAGCUGAAUGCAUCUUUCCUUCAGGUGUACAUCCCAGACUACUCAGUGAAAGCACUCUCAGAUAUUCAGUUUGUCAAGAUCUCAAGACAGCAGUACCAAAAUGCCCUGAUGGCAUCCCGGAUGGACAAGACACCUCAGUCCUCGGACAGUGAAAACACUAAAAUCGAACUGACUCUUACUGAGCUGCAUGAUGGUUUGUCGGAGGAGACGGCAAACCUGCUGAAUGAACAGAACUGCGUGAUGCACAACAAGUCCAAUCACAGUAUGCAUAGCGAAGGCUCCAUCUAGGAGCUAACAAUCUGCAUCCUUUCCCACCCAUCACUUCAGCAGGACCAGUCAUCGCUCCUUCUUGACUGCAAACGCUCUUAGUAUGUGCUUGCAAUGCUGUGCUGCAUCCAGUGUUCUGAGACCAAAGACUUAGCGCCCUUCCUGGGAGCAGAAGAGGAAGAAACGAGAACACAGCAAGACAAAAACCAAACAAACAUUGGGCAUGGUGAGUGCCCCUUGGAGAACGAUGGGAUUCUUCCUCGCAAAGUAGAAUCGUGUUUAUUUUUUCAGCCGUAUCUUUGACCCUCAUUGGUUUCCCCUCCUUCCUAGAUGCACGGAGAAGUUUUUAAAACUGCUCUGAUUAUUUUUUCAAGAGAGAUCAUGUUUUUAAAAAGAAUUUUGCAGAGUUUUAAAUGGUUGCUGAGCCUCCCCUCCCCCGAAUAGGCUCUGUUGUGACUUUGUGAAUCAGCUCCAGUGUCAUAGACCUGUUUCCACCCCUCCUUUUGGUCCUGUCUGUUUCCCUGUUGUUAAAACAGCAACUGGUACCCAUAUGUAUUUGUGUCCUGAGAACAAAGAAUGGAUGAGACUUCAAGGAACUUGUGGCUUAGCAGUAUGGAAGUUUGGGGGAAUGGGCAUUAUUUUCUCCCCAGUUGAGCUUCAGGGAAGAGGUAGUUAUUUUGGUUGCAUGUGUUCAUAAAUUUCAGACGGUUCCUUGUAAAACAAACAAAAAGAUUUACAGUUUUGUAACCUCCACAGAUGUUGUGUAUUUUGAAUAUGAAGGUGGGUUUUUAAUCGACAUAACUGCAGUCUCAUCAAAUUACAGACCAGGAUAAAUUUCCCUAGUAGUGUACUGGGCAAUUUUUGUCCCCCUGGAAUUUGCAUUAAUGUUACUGGGAAUCACAUGGUCAAGUUCCCUGCCUCCCCUGCUGUACUGAAAGCGUGAACCCCAAAAUGUCGAAUCUCAGAUUCUAACAUACUGAAGUAGUCUGUGUGCCCUUUGCUUUAACCAAAGCAUAUUUGUAGGGCAUGUUAAAUAACUGGGAUAGAAUUCAGGACAAAUCAUUCCCCCAGUAUUACUGUUCGUGUUAAGACAAAAGAUGCUGCUACAACAAUGUCCAAAGCAAAUCCUCCAGGUGGCCCCUAAACCUUUGCCAUUGCAAGAUGGAUUUCAUGGUGGAGUGAGGGCCUUCCUGAUCUCCCCAAAGACUGACCAAGAACUUCCACUACAAGCUUGAUCUGUAUUUUGUGGAGGGAGUUUGAGGGAGUAUAUUGUACUUCAGGGAUUGGAGAGGUUAGUCUCCAGGCAAUUCCCCUAUUUUUGAGGAGCUGCUGGAUUUCCUUCCCUCUUCCCUUUUAUCUACUGUUCUUCUAGCUGUCCACAGUAGCGUCCUCCAUGACUGCCAUCAGUGCCACUCCACCUGCCCAUCCCAGAGCCUGGCCUCAGAGUGGAGGGGAAAUGCGUUCAUUGGGAGGUCACUGUGUUGUAUAUUGUAAACCCCCAAAAUGCAGAGUCUAUCAGUGAGCAAAUGCUGCAUGGUGGUUUCUCUGUUGACUUUCAGUCUGUGCUGCUCAAAGAACAUCCCGUGGCCUGAUUGUUAUGUACCAUUUUCUUUCUUUACCCUCAGAGAAGCUUUACCUGACUGAGUUUAAAAGCAAAGCCCAGUUGCGGAAUCCUCAGUGUCAGUGUUGCCUCCCCCUUCCCUUAGCCCAGGUGGGAAGCACCUUCUCUGUGGUUGUGAGUCAAGUUUGACUCCAUAGUUGCAUCUGUGCAAACGCGUUCUGAAAAGGUGCAAACAUUUCACUGCAGCAGCUCCUUGUAGGAAGACAGAUUAUGUGGCUGCUGCAUGGGGGUCUGUCCCAUUUGCUUUAGGCCUUAGGAAGCAUUUUGCUGUUUCCUCUGAGGAGGGGCCACAGAUGGGUCCUCUGUGCCCCCCAGGGAGAGAUGGCAUGGGGCAAGGCAGUUCUUGGCCCCUUUCACAGAAGGUACUCUAGCCCUUUUGAGGGCAGUCAGUAAAGUCCCCCCAAGGGGAAUGGUCGUUCCAUGCAUGGUAUUUAACAUGUGGAACCGUGAGACUGGGAAAUUCGGCCCCGAAACUUAACUCCCUCAUUUUUUAACCUUGUAUUUUAAAAAAUGCUGCUGCUUUUUCCUUUUAAACUAUGUGCCUGUUGUCUCCUUCAGCGUUUUCUGGCCCACCCAUUGGCUCUGGUACAGCGCUGUGAGAGAACCGCAGCCACCUGUGGACGUAUGUGCCACACAUGCCUCGGAUGGAGCUGGCAACGUACAGGUUACCCAGCAGCCCCCCUUUAGCUGUCUCAAGGAGGGCUGCUAACGUUGCACCUUUUCUGCCAGAGCAGAGGGAUGAAAUGUUAUGACGUUAACCCACAUAGAAGAGAGAUCUGUUCCCUUGCUUUGGUUGCCUUCAUUUAAGCUGCCAUUGUGCCCUAAUGUUCCUGAUUGUGAACCACUGUUGAAAACGAUGCAUAGCAUGGUAAUCCUGGGCUGCAGUAUGCUUCGUGUCAAACCUGCUGAGUUAGGGCAGGAUUCAGAUGGAGGAAAUUCUCUGCUGGGGAGAUUUCUAAUUUGAUUGGAUUUCUGGUUUUCAUGCUGUAUUGUGGCUUUUUUGAAAAUAUUUGUUCCUCUGUAACACAAACCACAAAAGCCAUGUCAUCCCAAAGGCGAGUAACUCCUGUCUCUGUCCGUGGGUCGCUAGUCCAAACUCUCCAGGCUGUUUUUGCAGAACUUUUCCCUUCACUCUUCCAAAUUUGGUAAGAGAAGGUGAAGUAACUUUCAUAAAGCUAGUUGGUCAUGGGUGUGAUUUUUAUGGAAAACGGACAUCCUCUGUAGGGGGACAGGAGCUCCCACAAAUUGGCUUCAGGGACAAGGCAUGCUGUCUUUCCAUAGACUGGCUUCUGUGGAAAAAAAUCCAGUCUCUCUGCUGUAAGAGUACAUGGGGCUGUUGAAAUGUGAAGCGGGGACAGUAGAGAUGGGCUUCUGAGGGAAAUGGCUACCAGGGCGUGGGGCAGGUGCCAGUGCCAGUGCAAGCAGAGGGACGACACGCCCAACUCAGGAACCAGUCUUAGUUUUUGAACCCGUGUUUGCAGAAAUAGUGUUCCUGCUAUUCCUGCUGCAGUGGAAAUCCCCAGAGCUUCUCCUGUGCCGUAAGCUUCCUACCAGAGCAGACAUAGCGCUAUGUGAGUCUCCGCUUGGCUGUCCAAAUUCAGGGGUGCUCAGGUUCUAGAUGCUACGGUACAGUGCCAUGCACACCCAAAGCAGAGCUGUCUGUCAGUCACUGUCAUGAAACAAGGCACCAGCUGAAAGCUUUGGAAAUCAUUGGACUUGACUUCAGUCCUUGACCCUUUGCAAGGCUUUGAUUUGUAGAAAGGAUACGGCAUCGUUCAACAUUGGCUCCUGUGGCCUGUAUUGUUGCCCUCUUCCACCUGCAUCGAAGUGCAAGCUGAAGUGCAGAAUCCAGCUUAUUAGCUGGUGGUCUCUGGGAGGCAGGAGGGCGUGCCACCACGGAGUCCUAUGUCAAUACACUUUUUGCACAAAAGUUCUUUGAAGUGAGGUUUUCAACACUAAUAUCUUAAAUGCACAACUGUGAAUUAAUUUUUACACUCCUGUUGGGUGAAUCCUGUUUGAAUGAAAUGAACCUGAAUCUGUUGUCACCGUGAUUUUUAAUUCUGUGUAUUGCCAAAUCUUUGUAAAGAGUGAAGGAAUGUUCUUGCUUUAUAAUGAGAAGCUCUCUCUCCAAGCAAGACUGACUCUGGUGGCACAGAGAUCAGAUGAAGCACAUGAGCUCUGAGUGUGGAGGUGGAUUUAGCAUAUAACCUUUCCCUUCUGCAGACCCUACUCACAGGUGAGAGUUUGCAGGGCCCUCAUUAUUCUACUUGCCCCAUGUCUGCAUCCCAAAAUCCCUGCACAGUGGGAGGCCCUUCCCCAAGGAUUGCUUAGCACUGGGUUAUAGCAGAGAAUGAAGGCCAGGAUUAAGGUACAGCAGCAGAGGUGUGGGAUAGCCCAGGAUUGGCAUAGCCGGUGCAGCCUGAGAUUGAUGUGCAUUGUCAAAGUUAAGUGGGGGACCCAGGACUGGCAUAGCAGGAGGUGCUAUAGAUCAGGGAUGAGGUACAUCAGCAGAGCUGGAUGGGGCAGGCUUGCAUGGUACUUCCUUGCCUUGGUUGUUGCUUUCAUUCCCAUACAAUUCUCUCUCUGAUUUCUCCCAGGCCAUUUUGUGUCACUGUUCCUAUACUGAGCUCAGAGUGGUGCCCAGUAUUGUUUCCAUAUGUCGCAGUCAAAGUCUAACCUGGCUCCACAUUUAGCAGUGUGGUGGUCAUGCCAUAUGCACACAUUUCCUCCAGACUCUCAUUCCUGUUCACAUGCCCUUGGCGUUCACCUCUCCUGGGGAGAAGGCAUGUGGGGAGGGGGAAAAGGGAAUGGCACCUGGGAGACCCACUAACAUCUCCCCGUUGCUGCUCCUUACCCCGCAAUGGGCAGGCACUUAAGCAGGCUGGGAUUUGGCCUUGGAGGAGGUAUUCUGUUUGAAAGUGGCUCAAAGGAAAAUGGAGUGGCUGAUUGGACAGCAGCAGUGCUCCGCCCCCUUUGGUUGCCAUGGUGCUUCAUGUGAUCUCUGUGGAGCUCAGCCAGAAGAGAAGUGGUUGUGAAUGGCAGCUGGCAGCAUGUCUCCUCGCUAGCAUCCCAGGUAACUACCCCGUAUGACAGAGGGGAUGACCAAGUUCUCCAGGACCUGCUGGGAAAUGCAACUUCCUCAUGCUGAUAUAGAAUAGACACAAAUCAUUCCUAUGUGAUAUACGUACCAUAUGUUAUAGGAUAUCGAAUACACAAAUCAUUGGUUUAAAACUAGUACCUGUGUACCAGUUGUUACGUUAUCCAGUGUCUGGAUUAGUUUAGAACUAGCAAACUUGGGGAAGGGUGGGUGUUACCAUUACAGUAUCUUUGUUAACAUUAUAACUUGAGACUUUAUACUGAAGGUGUCUGACUGGCAUUAAUAUGUUAUAUAGAAGUUUGUAUAUUGUAGACUUUAAUGCCAUAACUGGGGUUUGCUCAAUAGCACUGUGUGAAACAGACCUUGGACUUGGUGUACGUCAUGCUGCUUUGGCUUUGUGUGUGUUGUUCUUUUUUUAGGCUGUCCAUCGUGUGGCUUCAAAAGGAUCCAAAGAAAUAUUUGGUCCUUGGAUUGAAAGAACAAUAGGGGCUUGGCCUCUUCUGACCGGGAAAUAAUCAUCUUAGACAUAGAAUAUCAGGGUUGGAAGGGACCUCAGGAGGUCAUCUAGUCCAACCACCUGCUCAAAGCAGGACCAAUUCCCAAUUAAAUCAUCCCAGCC
Messenger RNA from Mauremys reevesii (Reeves's turtle), 7880 nucleotides. RefSeq names its product cyclin and CBS domain divalent metal cation transport mediator 2 (gene CNNM2). The record is from RefSeq and is a predicted model, not a curated record. The transcript is spliced from 8 exons. Gene Ontology annotation, molecular function: magnesium ion transmembrane transporter activity. Gene Ontology annotation, cellular component: plasma membrane. NCBI's taxonomy places the organism in Eukaryota, Metazoa, Chordata, Testudines, Geoemydidae. Bases 84 to 2564 code for a protein of 826 amino acids. Gene Ontology annotation, biological process: transport; magnesium ion homeostasis.